UGUGUAUGUUUUCAUGUUUUGGGGAGUUUUUAAUGCUCAAUUUUCUAUCAGCAUGGAUCAAUGGUCAUCAUUAGACCACUUACGAAGUAUAAAACCUCUUACCUGAUAACAUAACGUUUAAGGAAUGUGAAGCUUGCGAUGGAUGGUAAGUGUAUGUUCAUGUUAAUGACAGCCAGCUGGUUUCCUGCUUCUUGUAGAAUGGUAUCCGUGGUUGCCGUUACAUUGUGUACAUAACAACUGCCAAUGUUAACUGCCUUCUGAUGUUAACUGCAUUCUGAUGCUACCUUAGUUUGUCUGUUAGGUGUGCUCAGACCUUGUCUGCUAUCCAUCCAAGGCCUAUGAUGUAUUUCCUUGUUCAGUAGCCAGCCCUCCCAUCCAGAAAUUGAGUUUAUUCCUGCUUUAAUGCUUGUGUCCAGCCUUCUUCAUUACUAUAAUCCUGCAUAUAAAGUUUAUUUAGUGUUCUCCCAAUGCUGAAUGUAACAACAGCUUUAUAUAAAAGUCAUAGAGCUAUAAUGUUUGCUAACCAUUAUCUCUUUAUUCCGAUAGAUUCCUAUGGAAAGUGGGAUAAAUCAAGAGGAAAACCAGGAAGACAUAAAGAGGAGGUACCAUGUAAUACAGCUAAAUCUCUCUUAACCCUUUAAUCCCCAAAAUCCACAUUCAAAUUCUCCAGACUGAUCUCCAUACAUUUCUUUUAAGAACAGUUGAGAGAAUUUGGUUUAAGAUCAAAGCAUUCUCCCUUUGGUAAUCAAUUAAGUAAUUCUCAUAACCUUUACUCUUGAGGAUCUGCUGAUGUUGUUAGGAGAAAAUUGAUGUUGGUCACUUUUGGGACCUAAAGGGUUAAUGGGCACCUCUACAGUAUAAGAUGGACACCUCUGUAGAGUUGGCCUCUGCCUUUCUUUCCUCCUUUUAGUUGGCUCUAAAAAAAAUGGACAUCUCUUAAGGACAUAGUCUCUCAUAGUGCUGGUCUUGAAGGUAUCCCUUCUUAGAGAAAGUUGACUUUAAAUGUAUGUUCAAGUCAGCUACAUGGCUCUACACAUGCUAAAGAUAAUCAUUCAGUUGAAUUACUUGUAAUACAUGAAUCUGAGAUCUUUUGUAAGUAUUGAUAUUAGUGAGAACUAUGAUUAUUAUUUCUUAUACUUUGCAUAAACUAGGUUGCGUCUGUAAAAGAUGAAGUCCAUCCUGACUAUGAAGAGUAUCUUCUGCUACUACAACAGAGAAACAGGUAAUUGAAAAAUUGAAGGCUGCCCAAGGCUGUGCUCUAAGGAAAAUUGAAGGGAGCCCAGUGCUCGGAACCUGUAAGAUCCAGGGUGCCCGGCAUAUGAUUUGUAUGAAAAAUCUGAGAUUUUCUAGUCGCCCAAGAGCAAAAGUUUGGCGCAAGGGGCCAAUCGGCUCUGCUAAAGCACAGCCCUGCUUCCUACAGUACAUUAAUUGCAAGUGAGUACAGAAAUGGAUUUACUGGUGUACAAUCCAGAAAUUCUUGGUGAAACUCCUGCCCUGACUACUAGCACAAUUUAAUACAUCAAUAUUUUGGUAGUCUUGUAUUCAGUUCCUUGGCUGUGCUUUUAGAUAUCCUGUGCUUGUUGACAUGCCACAGUAAAUUCUUAAUAAUAUAUUAUGCUUAUAAUAAUAUUAUUAGAUUCAUUUUAUUGUCCCACUUGCUUUUGUAUGUACUUUGCUAUAAACAAAGAAGGUAAAUGAUGAUGAUUCUUAUUAUCUAGUGACUGUUCGAAAAUUUGUAUAGACUGGAAUAGUCUGAUUUUAUGCUUGUAAUAGAGGUUGCAGUUCAGUUUUAUCCUAGAAACCAUGCCAAACUGGCCUUCAUACAUUACCAUAGUCACAAAAACAAAGGAAAGCAUUUAGAUGAAAUUUAAAUCAAGGAUAAUGCUGAGCCUUUACUUUGACACCUGUAUACAGAAUCAAAUCCUUUUCUCCCCUGUCUUAUUAGCAAUCCAGGCUUGAAUUGCACCAUCGUAUCCUUACAUUACUUAUUUAUUACCUAGUGUUGUAUUUCAGAUGUAUCUCGGUACGUGUGCGCGUACAAUUUUAUUUUGAGCGCGCGCAUUAUUUGUUUAUUUAUUUAAUUGACGUGUACAUUUAGUUCGUUUAUUAACGUCUUAAUUUUACUUUGCGUUAUUUUCCUCACUUACUCACAUGGUGGGUGGCUCCUCCUAAAAUGUUCUGCAAUUGGUAUAGGAUUUAAUGGAGCCGAAACCAAUUGUGGAAUUGCACGCAUUUUAGGCAUCCUACUGAUGAACAGUUGCGACACGUAGAUAUAUGUUUUUUAGCAACUAAGAUAAUUUGCAGUCUGUCUACUUUGAAUUAUUACAUUUAGGUUGCUAAAAAAGCUGAAAAAGAAAGAUGAGCAGCAGAUUGAGUUGGAGAAAAAAGAGCAGGGUUUUUCCAUUUAUGUAAAUGGUGCCAAUGUGGAAUUGGGAAGAGCAUAUUCAAGAGCCAAAUCUCGUAGUUCAUCAAGACAUACCAAAACUGCAGGAGGUUGGAUGGGGGUUGUUGUUUUUCUCUUUAAAGUAAAAGGCUAUUUCUGAAUUGCCUCAAGCCUCUGUUGCAAAGUGAGGCUAAGUGUGAAGCCAUUGAUAUGAAAAUGAGUUUUUAUUGUCGUGAAAAUAAAACUGAUUUACACAACAAAAGUUUUGCACUUAGUCUCGUUUUGAAAGUGAGAGUUUUUGGAAACUGGAAAUGACCUGUUGCAUGAUUUAUGCACGUUGUAGUUUGCAUGAUCUCCUCAAAUACUCUCUUUUACAAAGAAGACUGAUGUCUUGUGCUUUCAGCAAGCUACAGUUCAGUGAAGGGGAAAAAUACCUUAAGAUAGUUACUCUUGACGUAAUGUCAAAUUUUCCAUUUUUGAUUUGCAAGGACAUAAUGAAAGUAAAAUAUUAUUACAUUGUAUAAGGAGAAUUUAACACUUUAUCAGAAGUCGCUGUGAAAUACAGUUAAGUUAAUCUGGCUUUACUUGCUUCCUAAGUUCUUUUUAUCAAGGAAUUUGAGCAGGGAGAUUAUCAGCUGAAGAGGGUUCAUUUUGAUGAUCAUGCCCACGUUUCUUUCUUAGAUUGCAUUGCUAAUACUUCUGCAGCUUUUGGUACAUGUAGCAUUUUAUUGAAGACUUUCUGACUGGGCAUCUCUUUCUUACAUUUUGUAGAUGCAUAUCGUGAAAGAAAGAAGCUGCUUCAACAUGAACUGCAGGCAUUAGAAAAAGAAGCAGAAGCAAGGUGUGUUGUGUUUAUUGCUCAAUUUUAAUUUUGUUACUUAGUUACUGCUCAGUGACAAUUUAUAAACAUUGGGUUUUCUUACGUCCAUUUAUACUCUUUAUUUUAACAUAUUUUAAUAAUUACCACAGGAAUUCCCGGAUCAAAACAGCUCCUGAUCAAACUCCAACCUCGCGCAAAGGCUGGAAUUAUGUAAGGGUUGUCUUUACUAAUGUUCAUUUCCUUUCAAUGCUCAAUUUAUUUUUAAUUAGUCUGUCUUAUAUUGAGUGAGGUAUAAAAAUAACCAUUUUGUUUUUCUACCUACUUAUCUGGCAGGUCAUUUUUUUUAUAGAGAGGAGAAGUGUGAUGUCAUGUUUCCAUGGUAGCAAAAUUACUGGAUCUCAACAAUCUUUCUUGACAGAGACGUAGAAUGAAUUGUUGAAUGAUGGAAGAAAAGUAUGGGCUACCGUUUUGUUCCUGAGUGCAAUCAUGCGCAAAGUCAUACAUGUCAAUUUUUUUUUGCCAUAUUUGCAGGACCAUGGUUUGUUGAGAUCCAGAAAUUUUGCUAUCAUGGCAUUGUGAUGUAAACAACUUCUCCUCUCUAGUGUUUCUGGACUGAAGGCUUAUCAGGGUUGAUUUUAUCUAUUUAAUUAAAAUGCCACACAAUGUUUUUUCUGUUUUUUGUUAGUUAAAAUGUUUAUUUUUUAUUUUAAUUUUUUCUACCUCCUCAUUAAUAUUUGUUAUUUAUUGAUUUUGUUGAUUCUUCAAAUAACACAAGUAUACUAGUCUUUCUCUUCUCUUUAAAGGAUUCAAUACAAAUAAGAACUGAUGAAGGAAAGAAAGUAAAACUAAGAGCACCAGGUAAUAAUGUUAUGAUUAGAAAUUUUUGA
Molecule: messenger RNA, 4090 nt
Organism: Porites evermanni
Lineage: Eukaryota; Metazoa; Cnidaria; Anthozoa; Scleractinia; Poritidae
Source: the annotation of a GenBank genome assembly